Molecule: messenger RNA, 1472 nt
Organism: Oryza brachyantha (malo sina)
Lineage: Eukaryota; Viridiplantae; Streptophyta; Magnoliopsida; Poales; Poaceae
Product: protein BIG GRAIN 1-like
Exons: 1
Coding region: 237-1253 (338 amino acids)
Biological process (GO): auxin-activated signaling pathway
Source: RefSeq, a predicted model, not a curated record
CGACGAGUUGGUGACGAGUGAUAUCCACGGAAGCACACACAUGCCAACGCAUGCCGCUACGGCAGCUUCGCCGCCACCACCUCUCCACUCCCCUGCAGGCUGCAGCGGCAGCAGCGAGCUUCUUAUAUUAACCAUCUACCUCCGCGCGCACGUCUCGCCCUCGAUCUCGUCGAUCGCGCGCGCCAUUUGGUGAGCUCAGCUCGGAGAAUUUUGAUUGGGCUUUUUGUUUGUUUGGUAUGGAGCGGCAGCAAUGCCACGGCAAGAACACGCCUCCGCCGCCGCUGGCGCCGCCGCGGAGGGCGCGAGGGGAGGGCGGUGCCGGCGGGUCGUUCUCGGCGUCGCUCCUCGAUGCGAUCUACCGCUCUCUUGAUGAGGGAGCGGGUGGCGGUGGCGAUGGCGAUGGGGAUGGGGAUGGCGUAGGUGUUGCCGAUGUCACAAGGCGCCGGUCGGAGGAGGAGACGAAGACAGCCGUGCCGCCGCAGUUCUGGUGGGCCAAGUCGAAGCAGGCGGCCGGCGCGGGCCGGAGCCGUCGCGAGUCGUCGGCGGGGGCGGCCUCUCGCCCGCGGCACUCGGGGUACGCCUCGUCGACCACCUCGUCGUCCGACGCGUCGUCCAGCUACAGCUUCACCUGCUCGUCCGCGUCGACCACUGACACGGAGUCGACCACGCAUCGGAGACGCCACAGCACCCAGCCUCCGCCGCGGCAGCCGGAGGACGUCGACGUCGACGCCGACGUCGCCGCGGCGGCGCCACCUAGCACCAAAGCGAAGAAGAAGAAGAGCCGGCCGUGUUUCCCCGGAGCAAGGCUGCGGCCAAGAGGGACAGCGCCGCCGUCACCACCGUCGUCGUCCGCGUCGUCGCCGGCCACGUUCGCGUGCGUCGUCAGGGCGCUCUUCACCUCGUCGCGCCUCCCAAGAAAGCCCAAGACUCCAACGCCCGUCCCUCUACCGCAGGCAUCGCCGCCGGUUCCGCAGCCACCGUGCAUGUCGGCGACGUCGUCCAGCACGAGAGCGUCGGAGCGGAGGUCCGUAAGGUUCUGCCCCGGCGCCGAGACGCCGUCGCUGGUGCGGCGCAGGGUCGAGGAGCUGGUGAGAGGCCUGGCCGAUGUGGAGGAGGACGAGGACGGCAGCGACGCGAGCUCCGAUCUCUUCGAGCUGGAGAGCCUCCGUGGCGCCGACGGCGACGAGCUGCCGGUGUACGGCACGACGAGCCUCGCGACGAACCGCGCCAUCCCUCAGAGGGCAGCUUGUUAGUUCACAAAUAGUGAUAAAUUUAUCAAAAAAAAAAAGAAAAAAAAGAGUUGCAAAAGACCCUUAAAAGUUUGUGCAAACAAUGUGAAAUGUCUAUCUGCAUUUCUUAUGUAUCAUCCGUUGUUUUAUUAUGUUUGUACUGAAUUUGUAUACUAUAAUAUUCAAAGUACAAUAAAGUCAGUGGAUCAUGUGAUCGUGGAAAAGGUAAUGGACUAAAACUGU